AUGUAUAGCAUGAUGAUGGAAACCGACCUGCAUUCCCCCGGCCCCCAAACGAACACGACCACGGGGCAAACGGGGCCGAACAGCGGGUCCAAAGCGAAUCCGGAGCGGGUGAAGAGACCGAUGAACGCGUUCAUGGUGUGGUCCCGUGGGCAGCGGAGAAAGAUGGCACAAGAGAACCCCAAGAUGCACAACUCUGAGAUCAGCAAACGACUGGGCGUCGAGUGGAAGGUGAUGUCCGAGGCUGAGAAGCGCCCUUUCAUCGACGAGGCAAAACGGUUGCGAGCCAUGCACAUGAAGGAGCAUCCGGAUUACAAGUACCGGCCGAGAAGGAAGGUCAAGACGCUGCUGAAAAAGGACAAAUAUUCCCUUGCCGGUGGACUGCUUUCUGGGCCCAGUGGGGGCGGUGGAGUUGGUUUAGGAGUCGGGAUGAGUUCAUCCGGGGUCGGGCAGAGGUUAGAGAGCCCCGGGGGUCACGGAGGCUCCGCCAGCUCCGGCUACGCGCACAUGAACGGCUGGGCGAACGGUGCGUACUCGGGGCAGGUGGCCGCUGCCGCGGCAGCCGCGGCGAUGAUGCAGGAGGCGCAGCUCGCCUACAGCCAGCACCCGGGGAGCGGAGCGCACCACCACCACCACUCACACCACCAUCACUCACACAACCCCCAGCCCAUGCACCGCUACGACAUGACAGCGCUGCAGUACAGCCCCAUCUCAAACUCUCAGAGCUACAUGAACGCUUCUCCAUCCGGCUACGGCGGGAUCACCUACACACAGCACCAGGGCUCCGGCGUCACCUCCUCAGCUGCCAUGGGGACGUUAGGGUCGCUGGUAAAGUCUGAGCCGAGUGUAAGCCCUCCCGUCAGCAGCACACACUCACGGGGUCCUUGCCCCGGAGACUUGAGAGAGAUGAUAAGCAUGUAUUUACCGACCGGAGAGCCGGGCGACCCGUCAAUGCAAAGUCGACUCCAUGCCCUGCCGCAGCAUUACCAGAGCGCCGCGGCUGGAGUGAACGGGACGGUCCCUCUCACACACAUUUAG
Molecule: messenger RNA, 1035 nt
Organism: Pseudoliparis swirei
Lineage: Eukaryota; Metazoa; Chordata; Actinopteri; Perciformes; Liparidae
Gene: sox1a
Product: SRY-box transcription factor 1a
Exons: 1
Coding region: 1-1035 (344 amino acids)
Biological process (GO): anatomical structure morphogenesis; cell differentiation; regulation of DNA-templated transcription
Molecular function (GO): RNA polymerase II cis-regulatory region sequence-specific DNA binding; DNA-binding transcription factor activity, RNA polymerase II-specific
Source: RefSeq, a predicted model, not a curated record